AUGAAGCCAUCGGCAAGCGCUCACGAUGGGAGUGACGACUUCAAGGACCUCAGCAGCCUCCUCAAAUCUUACAUGAAUGCUGAUGGAGUUAUAGAUCCGGACAAGGCUCCAGAUGAUAUGAAGGAUCUUCUUGCAAAGUUACAAGAUGUGCAGAAGCUGGCCAGAAAUAAUAAACAGGCGGGGAUCACAAUCACACCAGAACCUGGGUUUGUGAUCAAGAGUGUAGAUGAGAAGGGCAAGAAGGUCUUCAUCAAUGUCUGUGGCUCGCCCUCGGUCCUGGCACCCGGGGGAUGGAAGAAUGGACAGAUGUCUGAGGAGGUGCGCACAGCUCUGGAGAGGGCAGAGCUUGAAGACCCUGGCGAGACCCUUCGCUUCCCCCUGAGCAUGGGGGAGAUGCGCUUGGACCAGGACCACAAAGGGCAAGCCUGCCACGUGCUUGACAUCGUGUUCAACAUCGACGUGCUCAAGCAGGCAGAAACAUUCAGGAAGCUGAAGAUCUUCUUGGUGGAGCUGGCGAUGGGAUGGGCCAGCCAGAAGCACAGCGUGGCACUGGACCCCAACUGGAAGCUGCCAAAGAUGCGCUACAAGGGCGACAAAGUCCAGUCCCAGCGCCUCCGACUAGAUCGCAAGCCUCUUGUGACAGACCUGGGCGAUGUAUUAGAUGAGCCGUCCUUUCCAUUGGUGGCAGACAAGAAGCAAGGCUCAACACCGUCAGCCAGCACAGCAACUCUGGACCCAGCAAAACAAGAGCAAAAGCCACAGGCUCCACCUGAGCCAUCAAGUUCAGCUGCAGCAUCUCCUGAAAAGCAGGUCAUUGUGCAAGUUCCUGGUGCUGCUCCGCUGGAGUUGAGGCUCCCAUUUGGUGUUGAUGCAAACUUGGGAACAGCAUGCGUAGAGGAUGAGGGCAAGCGGUUGUCCCUUCGGCUCCCAUUUAAGCCCUAUCGCAGCUUUGUUAACGAGGGGAGACAGGAUCAGGAGACGCCCUUUGACUACAUGAAUUGCAGCUACAUGCAGAUGGAGGCAUAA
Coccomyxa subellipsoidea C-169 is the source of this 1026-nucleotide messenger RNA. RefSeq lists its product as hypothetical. Gene Ontology annotation, cellular component: cytoplasm. The transcript has 8 exons. The coding region runs from base 1 to 1026 and encodes 341 amino acids. The record is from RefSeq and is a predicted model, not a curated record. Lineage: Eukaryota; Viridiplantae; Chlorophyta; Trebouxiophyceae; Coccomyxaceae.